AUGAAGAUUUGCCCAAGGGUUCAGAUUUUCCCUCGUAGAAAAAAUGGGCAGGAAAAGAAGGCUUCUGCUAUUGUCUUGGUCCAAGAGGAUAUCACAAGAUUGCACCGCAUGAGACAGGCAGACGCUGCCAAGUACCUGGGAAUUUCUCUCUCAGCGCUGAAGAAUGCCUGCAGAAGGCUGGGAGUGCCACACUGGCCAAGUGAAGUGGGAUCAUUGCCCUGUGUUGACUCGGAUCACGAGUCGGCUCAUGUUCGGGCUGGUUCCGAAGUUGUGGCGAACCCGGACCCAAGGGAUAGAAGGAUCAUGGAAGAUGAUGUGAACCUUGCCACGAAACAAGAGACAUUUGCUAUCGCCGCUGAAGCAGAGAAAGUGAAUGUUGAUAUGCUACAUGAUGAAAUGCAUCUGGAUACCGACAUUGGGCUUGGUUCUAGGCGACAGGACGAAAUUCAUGGUGACCUCUCGCAUCUCCCAUCAACGGACGCGAAUGUUGCAGAGCAAAUCUUUGGGUAUCAUGAUUGCAUCCCUGUCUCCCCCUUUUAUGUCGAUUGGUUUCUCAAGUUUUCAGGGGUCUAA
This is a messenger RNA of Guillardia theta CCMP2712, 573 nucleotides long. RefSeq lists its product as hypothetical. NCBI's taxonomy places the organism in Eukaryota, Cryptophyceae, Pyrenomonadales, Geminigeraceae. The record is from RefSeq and is a predicted model, not a curated record. The transcript is spliced from 2 exons. The coding region runs from base 1 to 573 and encodes 190 amino acids.